Molecule: messenger RNA, 1869 nt
Organism: Camelina sativa (false flax)
Lineage: Eukaryota; Viridiplantae; Streptophyta; Magnoliopsida; Brassicales; Brassicaceae
Product: plant UBX domain-containing protein 13-like
Molecular function (GO): ubiquitin binding
Source: RefSeq, a predicted model, not a curated record
AAAAGAAUAAGGAAAAGAACCUAAAAAAGGCUUUAAAACUCUGAGAGUCGCCGAUCCAAUUCUUCAUCUUCUUCUUCUUCUUCCACACUGCAAUUUAUUUAUUUAGGAAUUAGAUAAACACAGUAUUGUUAAUUCUUUGCCUCCUCCUUCACUCCAGCUUUUCAAACACACAAAUCUUCUCUGCGACGAUACUUCCUCUCUCAAAGGUUUCUCUAUAAUGGCGACACCCACUCAGGAAGCAAUCGACACCUUCAUGAGCAUCACCGGCGCUUCCAAUGCCGUCGCCGUUCGGAAGCUUGAGGAAUAUCGUGGGAAUCUCAAUAGAGCUGUGAAUGCAUACUAUAAUCACGGACAUCAAAAUUCACUAUAUGAAAAUCCAGCUAAUAUCCCUCAGGGUGAUGCAAUGGAUAUAGAUGGUGAUGUGACUCCAGCACUCUCAGAAGCUAGAACCACGGUCCCCUUCCCGCGCCGGGAUUCUCCGAUGCCACCUCUUCCAAGAGGGGUCAGGCAGAUACCUAUAGAGGUUAAGGACAGCACUGGGCCAUCUGGUCGAUCAAAUGACAUAGAAGAAGAAAUGAUUCGAGCUGCUAUUGAGGCCUCAAAAAUGGAGACUGGGGUACCAAAGAAUCAGUCGCCUGAAAAUGAUCACUCUCGCAUGGAAGAUGAUGUUGACGUAGCAAAAUCUGUCACAGUGCAGUCAGCAGAGGAAGAAGUGUUGUUGCGCAGUGAAGGUUGGAAGGCUUCAUCCUCAGAAAGAGAAACCUCUGAAGUUCUUUCUAUUCCAGGACAGCAGAGUACCCGAGCCUCAAAUGGAAGACUCGCAGCACCUAGCUCACUGUCUGACGAUGAUGAUGACGAGGAUUAUGAUGAUGAUGAUGACGACGAUGAAGAUGAAGAUGAUGAUGAUGACGACGAUGACGAUGAUUAUGACCCUGAUUAUGUUGACGAGGAACUCAUUGAACCCCGUGUUAGGCACAGACCAAGACGUGCGGUUUCUGGAUCUCGGGCCCCACGUAAUGAUGAUCGUCCCCAGAGCCCUGAAGCAGAAGAUGCAGUUAUUCAUUCACCUGAUGCUGGCAAUGGUUUUCCUUCUGAGUGGGGAGGCAUUUCGUCUGAGGAACAUGAUGAAGCUGUCAUGCUAGAGGCGGCCAUGUUUGGAAGCAUUCCUAAUAGUGAAUAUCGUGUUCCUUAUGCACCAUCUUAUCCGCAAAGGACACAGCGUCCACCCUCACCGUCAUUGACAGCUCAAAGGUUGAUUCGAGAACAGCAGGACGAUGCGUAUCUUGCAUCGCUGGAAGCUGACAGGGUAAAGGCUGAGGCUCGUCGAUUGGCAGAAGAAGCUGCUAGAGUAGAAGCUCUUGAAGAAGAAAAGAGAAAGGAGGAAGAAGCUCGCAGGAAGGUCGAAGAGGAACAGGAGCUGGAGAGGCAAUUAGUUACCAAGGAAGCGUCUCUGCCUCAGGAGCCACCAGCAGGCGAAGAGAAUGCCAUUACACUUCAAGUCAGAUUGCCAGAUGGCACCCGCCAUGGUCGCCGGUUCCUUAAAUCCGACAAACUCCAAUCACUUUUCGACUUUAUGGACAUCUGUAGAGUUGUGAAGCCCAACACUUACAGGCUGGUAAGGCCUUUUCCACGGCAUGCUUUUGGCGAUGGGGAAUGCUCAUCGACUCUAAACGAUGUAGGUUUAACGAGCAAACAAGAAGCAUUGUUCUUGGAGCUGAUCUAAAAUUGGUAUUCUAUUGGGGUUUAUAUAACUUAUUCUUUAGUUCUCUUCUUAUUUUUCUUCAUAGAAGUUGUUACUCUUAUUGUUUUAUUGAAUAUUGAAUCCGAGGCUGGCUUUUAUAGGAAAGGUUUCGUUUUCGCCGAUAUGCA